Messenger RNA from Carlito syrichta (Philippine tarsier), 1123 nucleotides. It is a transcript of the gene ZNF511, whose product is annotated as zinc finger protein 511. The transcript is spliced from 7 exons. Bases 1 to 783 code for a protein of 260 amino acids. The record is from RefSeq and is a predicted model, not a curated record. Lineage: Eukaryota; Metazoa; Chordata; Mammalia; Primates; Tarsiidae.
AUGGUUUUGGCUCCGGGGACGUCCCCUGAGGUCUUCGCCCCCGCACGGAGCACAGGGUCUCUACUUCGGGGGGGCCCACGGGGUGAGGGGAUCGGAAAGGCCGACCAGCCCCCAGCAGGCCAGAAAACGGGCUCGGGACCCAGUCUCUUGCAGGACGGGGACGUGCAGCGUCACCUCUACCUCCAAGAUGUGCUCACACAGGUGGCCCAGGCGCCCGAGAGGCCCAGGGUGCCUGCGUUUGCCUGCCGGGUGGCAGGAUGCUGCCAGGUGUUUGAUGCCCUGGACGACUAUGAACACCACUAUCACACGCUGCAUGGAAACGUCUGCUCCUUUUGCAAACGGGCCUUUCCCUCUGGACACCUGUUGGAUGCCCACAUCCUGGAGUGGCACGAUUCACUCUUUCAGAUCCUGUCCCAGAGGCAGGACAUGUACCAGUGCUUGGUAGAAGGCUGCACAGAGAAGUUCAAGACAAGCAAAGACCGGAAGGAUCACAUGGUGAGGCUUCACCUGUACCCCACAGAUUUCCAGUUUGAUAAGCCAAAGAAAAACAAAGGCCCAGCCACACCGAGGGCCGGCACCAGCACCUCAGAGGAAGCCCUGAGGGAUGACAGGGAACAGCUGGAAGGGGAGGCGAUGGAAGUCUGCUCUGAACCUGUGGCCAGCUCUGCAACUCCCAUGGGUGAAAGGCGGACCUAUAGUCGUAGAAUACCUUCUACCAUCUGUUUCGGUCAGGGUGCAUCUCGAGGAUUCAAGAGCACCAAGAAGAGAAACAAACAGUACUGAUGGAUUCAGACAGAGAAAGAACCAGGCAUCUGAGCAGACCCCGAGGUGGAGAUUGGGAGGUGGUCGCCUAUUGUAGGAGUGGUAUCAGCAGCAAACUUUUCUCUGACCUCCUUGUGUGGCCACGCAGGGGCCAGGUCUUUGCCACCCUCCCCACCUCUGUCCCUCAGCAAAUGACGUCCACAGCUGUUAUCAGAAGCAGUAAGGAAUCUGCAGAUUUCAGAAAAGGCCUCGAUGCACUCUGGGGAAUGGGAUGUGGGUGGCCUACCUCCCUCUGCAGGGCCCACCCUAAAAAUGUAAAGUUGUACUUUUUAAGCAUGCGAAGUAAGUGCUUUUCAUUGUU